Bombus terrestris (buff-tailed bumblebee) is the source of this 1784-nucleotide messenger RNA. RefSeq names its product synembryn-A (gene ric8a). Bases 139 to 1710 code for a protein of 523 amino acids. NCBI's taxonomy places the organism in Eukaryota, Metazoa, Arthropoda, Insecta, Hymenoptera, Apidae. The transcript has 9 exons. The record is from RefSeq and is a predicted model, not a curated record. Gene Ontology annotation, cellular component: cytoplasm. Gene Ontology annotation, biological process: G protein-coupled receptor signaling pathway. Gene Ontology annotation, molecular function: G-protein alpha-subunit binding; guanyl-nucleotide exchange factor activity.
UUAAGUUAGGUUACUUUAAUACAGUGACCUCGAUCCGUGUAUAAAACGUCGCUUAGACGUUUAAAAGUCGUCUGGAACGUCAUUCUUAUACGAUAUAAUUUCUUUUGAAUUUGACAAGUAUACUAUGCGCAUAGUAACAUGGAGGCAUUAGUGCAACGAAUAAUUUCAGAUACAAGUGACGAAUUUUCAAAAGAUAUUGCCAUCUUUGAGAAAAAUUAUGGAAGCAGGACUGUAUUCGAAGAACUAAACCAUGAUAAGUUACGAGAAAAGCUAUGGGAAAAAUUGUUUCAUUGUCUCUCAGAUAAUUCACAGUCAUCACUUCAUCAUAAUUGUUUAUCUACUUUACGGAUACUUAGCAGAGACAAAACAAAGCUAUACGAAUUAAUCACAGACGAAAGACUAGGUAUUAUAUUAAAUAAUGCAGCUCUAAAGGACACAGGUGCAAAAGAACAUAUUUAUACCAAUGUUACUAUCGAAGCUCUCAAACUACUAUGUAAUUUAAUAUUCAACAGUGCAAAGGUACAGGAAAUAUUACCAAAAACACUUUGUUUACAAUGCCUAAUUGAACGUAUGAAAAAAUACAAUGACCACAUUCCAUACGAAGUGACAUUAUUCGAUACCAGAAUUGUAUUCCUAAUUACUGCCCUAAACGUUACCACCAGAUAUGUUGUCAAAACAGAAUUAAAUGGAGAUGAAUGUCUGAUAAAAAUGUUGGAAAACAUAACCAAUCAAUAUGAACAAGAUAAAUCACAUGAUAUCAAGGAAGAUAAUGCAACAUUACUGUGUGAAAUUUUAAAAGCAUUAUUUAAUUUGUAUAUAAAUUCAGAUGAUAUGGCAGAAGAAGAGAAGAAUAAGCGUUUAGUUUUAAUUUUGAGGAAACUAUUGUUAUCUGAAUGUGAGAAAGAAGAUGAUCUUCAGAGCAAUAUCGCAAAUCUAUUAACUGUAAUACCAUAUUACUGUUAUUCAGUAAUGAUACCUCCUAGUAAAGAGAAACACAAACAAAUAUAUCAAAAUAUGGACAUGAGUGCAGUAUAUGUUUUAUUAAAAUUUCUAGACAAAAGACUAAAUUACAAAACCGAUUUAAUAGGAAAUCUCAGUCCAAUUGUUACUACUUUUAUUAGAAUGGUUAAAGCUGAGAGAUUGAUUAGAAAAUAUGCUAGGUUACAGAUCUUACCUCCUUUAAGGGAUGUAAUGCAUCGCCCAGAAGAAGGAACUACUCUAAGAGCUAAACUGUGUAAAUUAUUAACUUCUCCUGUAGUAGAGGUACGAGAUCUUGUUGCAGAGUUCUUGUUUAUACUGUGUAAAGAGAAUGUUGUUCGCAUGGUAAAGUAUACUGGAUAUGGGAAUGCUGCUGGUAUGUUUGCAAAUAAAGGAUUAUUAGGAUCGAAUAAAAAAAAGCCAAAUUAUUAUUCUUCUGAAUCAGAAGACAGCGAAACUGAGGAAUACUUGAAACAUAAGGAACAGAUCAAUCCUGUGACUGGUUGUUUUGAACAUCCAAAACCUAAUCCUUUAGAAGGAAUGUCAGAGGAACAGAAAGAGUAUGAAGCAUUGCAGCUCCUUGGUCUUGUUGAUAAGUUAACGAGGGAAGGUGUGAUGCAACCUUGUAGGAUUGGAGAAGACGGGAAACCAAAGCCGAUCGAACACGUCUUGGAAUUGCAAGAGAAACUGCCAAAACAACAAUAUGCCCAUCAGGAUUCUGAUUCUGAUUGAAUGCUGAGAAAUACUUCUUAUAUAUAAAACUAUAUGAAAGAACAGACAUGAAAUAAAAGCAUGUAUGUACAAAA